ACAAAGGGUCGCAUUAUGAGUCAGGCAGGACGAUGAUUUGGCUGCGGAAUAUAGGCGUAUUUUCCUCACCCUCUGUGAACCUCAGUAACGACAAAUGUGACUGACUGCUACAUACGCAUGGCGUGAUGUUGUUUCUGUGUUUCCUUAAUGUGAUCGUCUUAGUGCCCGUGGCCUUCACAGAACCCUGCAGCAAUGACACAGCAGUUAACGGGUCAACUGCAGCAGACUGCACAAACUACACCUCAACGACUGACCUCACCACUUCAGCUUUUGACACCAACACUUCAACACCUGACACCGUGACGUCACCAUCCGACACCUCCACAACUGAUAUCUCCCUCUCAACGCAAAUCACCUCGUCAGCGCAAAACAUCAUAGCCUCCAACUCGACUCCUUUGUGGCCGGCGUUUGUCAUAUAUGGCGGUAUCAUCGGCGGACUGUCCCUGGUCGUGUUUGUUGUUGUCUGUGUCUUCUGCAUGUGUCGGUACUGCAGACACAAGAGCGACGACGAGGCCGUUGUUACAACGUCGGUGCCCCUCACCUCGGUUGUAUCCACAAAAACAAAUGGAUAUGAUUCUAAUCCUACCAAGGCUGUAACGCAUCCCACAAAUUCAUCAGCAUCCUGGAAUGUACCACCACCGCCUCCACCACCACCGCCACCGCCACCGCCACCGACGCCCCCACCAUACAGCAAAUAAUGAGUACUGCAUUUUUGUCAUUUUUUCGACACAUGCAGUAGUAUUUGCCCAGGUUCGGGGACACAAAUAUUUGACAUGAGACGAUUAAUAAUCGCUCUUAAGCAACACCGUGUAUACCUAAUCGACUUUAGGUAUUACCAUUUUUAGAGUUGACGUUUUAUUCUUGCAUAUAAAAAGGUAUCUUACAAUGAUGAUAAAAAUGUCGUCAUGUGUUUUAUGUAAUGAGUAGUUACACCCUGCCAAGUGUAAACAACAAAAAUGGCUGAGUAUUAAUAAUCCUUUUUGCAUUGAUCCAGCCUUCUGGUUGGUAGUACAUCAUAAUUAUAAUGGACGUAAUCUAAUGACCUAUAUACAUAAUGAAAUGAGUACUUUUUAGAGUAAAUAUUUCACAAUCAUGUCCACCCAAUUGUCUAAAAAUAAUUUCAUUAUUUUUUAAACACAAUACAGUCACAAGUAAUGUGUCUUAAAUACACAAGGGUGCAACGUCAGUCAGUUGUUUUCAUGAACCCCAAAAAAGCUAGCUAUCGUUUUAUGUCCUUGUCGAAUGUCAAUAAUACGACCCAAGGUAUGGAAAUGUUUUUAAAUGUCGAAUAAUUUCACCUGUCGUUGUUUUUAGGCGUGUACUUCCUUGAUAUCCCGUUGCUUGAUAAAGCACUAUAUUUACACUUUCCGAUUUUCCUUAUCUAGAGUUGUCAAUCAUGCGUUCACGAGAUUAUACUUCCUCCAUUAAAACCUUAAUGCAGUUUUGAGUUCAUUUUGUAAAAUCAGCGAGCCAGUUUGCACAGCAGGAGAAGCAUGUUAUCUCGCGGUCCUUGAAACCGUUGAACACACGCAGGGCGCUAUAAUGUCAUCUGAACUUCAAACCAAGCUGUGCUAGGUUUGAAAUGCAGUUAGCAAGGUAUGUGUAUUAACUGCACAAUGUGUGUGACUCAAAGCUACCACUCAGUGAAACGAUAUCUAUUGUAACAAUAGUAAUAUAUAGAUCCUGGUAUGGGUAAGGUCAUUCUAUGGAAAUACAGCUUUUACACCGAGAGUGACGCUUAGUUACGAAAAGUGGUCACCAGUGAUAAGGGUGUCAGCAUAUGCACUGAAACACAUGCAUGGUAACACAAAGUUUUAUUUUCCAUUCUAGAGUUCGAUGAUCCCGAAAAUGAUUUAAGAGAUUAUUUUGUUCACCACGAACAGUGCAGCAGACUCAGUGAAAAUCCAGUUCAGAUUUAUUUUAUAAACGACUUAACAUCUGGAGGCAAUGACAUGUUUUAUGUGAAAUAAUAUAGGGAAGUCAAAGGAUCAUAUCUAGAGCCAAUCAAGUGGUAUAUGGAAGUCAAAGGAUCAUGUUUUGAGUCAAUCAAAUGAUAUAUGGAAGUCAAAAAAUCAUAUCUAGAGCCAAUCAAAUGGUAUAUCGACGUCAAAGGAUCAUAUCUAGAGCCAAUCAAGUGGUAUAAGAGUCAAAGGAUCAUAUCUAGAGCCAAUCAAAUGGUAUAGGGAAGACAAAGGAUCAUAUCUCGAGUCAAUCAAAUGGUAUAUGGAAGUCAAAGGAUCAUGUUUUGAGUCAAUCAAAUGAUAUAUGGAAGUCAAAAGAUCAUAUCUAGAGCCAAUCAAAUGGUAUAUCGACGUCAAAGGAUCAUAUCUAGAGCCAAUCAAGUGGUAUAAGAGUCAAAGGAUCAUAUCUAGAGCCAAUCAAAUGGUAUAGGGAAGACAAAGGAUCAUAUCUGGAGUCAAUCAAAUGGUAUAUGGAAGUCAAAAGAUCAUAUC
Haliotis rubra (blacklip abalone) is the source of this 2453-nucleotide messenger RNA. RefSeq names its product proline-rich receptor-like protein kinase PERK1. The transcript has 4 exons. Lineage: Eukaryota; Metazoa; Mollusca; Gastropoda; Lepetellida; Haliotidae. The record is from RefSeq and is a predicted model, not a curated record. The coding region runs from base 126 to 698 and encodes 190 amino acids.